This is a messenger RNA of Ilex paraguariensis (yerba mate), 1119 nucleotides long. The record is from the annotation of a GenBank genome assembly. Lineage: Eukaryota; Viridiplantae; Streptophyta; Magnoliopsida; Aquifoliales; Aquifoliaceae.
AUGCCCACGUCUCCAUGCCCAGCUUGUCCAGCAGACAAAGGAAGCAAACAGAACAUCUCAAACCAAAAAGAAGAAGAAAAGGGAGGAAAAAAGAGGAAGAGAAGGGAAGAAAGAGGAAAACCCACAGUAGAAGAUGAUGAAGCUCAACUGGUGGAGGAUGCUAAUCCUACAAAGAAAUUGGAGUCCAACUCUGUGGACUUGGUGUCUGGUAAAGAAAGCACUGUGAAUAGUUUGUCUGAAGAGCUCUUUGCAUUUGAGUCCCAGAUGAAGUUCUUCGAGAUCCCUGAUCUUGAAGGGAAUUGGGAUGCUUCAGUGGACACUUUCCUCUAUGACAGCACAACUCAGGAUGGUGGGAAUCCGGUGGAUCUUUGGAUGUUUGGUGACUUUCCUCCCGUGUUGGGGGAGUUUUCUGAGCAUCCUUUACACUUGAUUUUUCUACCGCCCAAGACCUGUGCCAGUCGUUUUUUGCGGACAAUUUUUGGACACCUGUUGAUGGGUGCUCCUAAGCAGAAGUGGACAUCAGAAGAAGAAGCUGCUCUUAAGGCUGGAAUAGCUAAGUAUGGGGCAGGCAAAUGGAGCACAAUACUAAAAGACCCACAGUUCAGCACUAUUUUGCGUUCGCGUUCUAAUGUAGACCUUAAGGAUAAAUGGAGAAAUAUGAAUGUGAUGGCCAGUGGAUGGGGGUCUCGCCAAAGGGCUAGGCUUGCAAUUAAAAGCAAUCAGGUGACUCCCAAGCAUGAUGAGAACUCCACAACUCAUAGCCCGCCAGUAGAAGAAAUUGUUCAUGCUAGGCCUGUUGAAAUAUCUGGAGGACCAUUGGAAAAUGGUUCUGAUGCUGCACCUGUUGCAAGCUCUCAUGAAGCAAUGCAAAAUGUUGUUUAUGAUGUUAAACCUCUUGCAACAUCUCAGGGACCACUGCAACGUGUUGGUUCUAAGAAGCCAAUUUCAAGGUUGGAUAAUCUUAUAUUGGAGGCUAUAACCAAUUUGAAGGAACCUCAUGGUUCUAAUCGGACUGCAAUUGCCAUGUACAUAGAGGAGCAAUACAUGGCACCCCUGAAUUUUGAAAGGCUGUUGGCGACAAACUUAAAACUUCUGACAGAAAAUCGAAAGCUUAUUAAG